Manis pentadactyla (Chinese pangolin) is the source of this 5443-nucleotide messenger RNA. RefSeq names its product zinc finger translocation associated (gene ZFTA). The transcript has 5 exons. Bases 20 to 2074 code for a protein of 684 amino acids. NCBI's taxonomy places the organism in Eukaryota, Metazoa, Chordata, Mammalia, Pholidota, Manidae. The record is from RefSeq and is a predicted model, not a curated record. Gene Ontology annotation, biological process: negative regulation of DNA-templated transcription.
CCGCUCCGCAGCGCAGCGCAUGGAGCCCGGCGGGGACCACCGGAGCCGGAGCGGCAGCGGCAGGGGCGGCCCCGGGCCAGCAGCGGCCUCGGCACGGGGCCGACGGCUGCCGCCCGCUGGAUCGAGCGGCGGCACGGAGCCGGAGGACGACGACGGCGGGCAAGAUCUUCAGCUGGAAGGGGAUGCCUUGGGGUCCUGGGGGAGUGCCCCCCUGUCCUCCUCCAGGGCCAGGGGACCAGCAUCUUCAGGCAGGAAAUACUCAGACCACUGUGAGGCCCGGGCCUCGAGGCCUGGAAAGAGCCGCAUCCCUGGCCGGGACCACCGGCGCUACUACCACGACCACUGGCGGCUGGAGUACCUAAUGGACUUCAACCCGGCCCGGCAUGGCAUGGUGUGCAUGGUGUGCGGCAGUUCCCUGGCCACUCUCAAGCUCAGCACCAUCAAGCGGCAUAUCCGCCAAAAGCACCCCUACUCCCUGCAUUGGAGUCCACGGGAGAAGGAAGUCAUCAGCAACAGCUGGGAUGCCCACCUGGGGCUGGGGGCCUGUGGAGAGGCAGAGGGCCUGGGGGCCCAGGGGGCUGAGGAGGAGGAGGAGGAAGACGAAGAGGAAGAGGAGGAGGGGGCUAGCCUCCAAGCCUGCCCGCCUAAAGGCCCAGGCAAAGCCCCAGCUGGUGGGGGCAGCCGGCGCCAGCCGCGAGGGGGCCCAGUGGCACCCCGGGCUCGUCGUAAACGCCUCUCCUCCUCCCGGAGGGCCGGGGGCAGCAGGGGGCUGGGGGCCCGGCGCCUGGAGCGGAGGCUGAAGGAGUCCUUGCAGAACUGGUUCCGGGCAGAGUGUCUCAUGGACUAUGACCCUCGGGGGAACCGGCUGGUGUGCAUGGCCUGUGGCCGGGCACUGCCCAGCCUGCACCUGGACGACAUCCGUGCCCACGUGCUGGAGGUGCACCCCAGCUCCCUGGGGCUCAGCGGCCCCCAGCGCAGCGCCCUGCUACAGGCCUGGGGUGACCAGCCUGAGGCACAGUCUGAGCUCACCCAGUCCCCACCAGACGAUGACCUCGUCCCCCAGGACCUGACCAGAAAAAGCCGGGACUCGGCCUCCGCUGCUGGAGCCCCCUCCUCUCAGGAUCUCAGCCCCCCAGACGUAAAAAAGGAAGAGGCUGGCUGGGUCCCUGAGAGGCCCGGGCCCGCAGAGGAGGAGCUGGAGGAGGGCGAGAGGGUGGGGGACCGGGGCCCGGCGCCGCGCGGCCGCGACCACCGCCGCCACUACCAGGAGCGCUGGCGGCUGGAGUACCUCAUGGAGCUGGACGGCGGCCGGCGCGGCCUGGUGUGCAUGGUGUGCGGGGGCGCGCUGGCCUCGCUCAAGAUGAGCACCAUCAAGCGGCACAUCCGCCAGCGCCACCCGGGCUCCACGCACCUCAGCGGGCCGGUCAAGGCCCUCAUCGCCCAGGAGUGGAGCGAGAAGGCCGCCCACCUGCUGGCCCUGGGGCUGCCCUGCCCCGAGUCCCCCAGGGACCCCACCGCCCCCAGCACAGCCUCAGCCUCCGAGGAGGGGGGAGGGGAAGAGGAGGAGGAGCCAGAGGAGUGGUGGGGUGAGCCGGUGGAAUCCGGAGCAGGCGAGGUCCCGCUUUCCCCUGGGGAACGGUCUGAGCGGCCGGCCGAGGAAGAGGAAGACGACGAGGACGGCCAAGAGCCCGGGGGGCUCGCAUUCCCGCCACUGCCCCCGCCUCCGCCUCCGCCGCCCCCGCCGCCGCCGCCCCGCAGCCGUGAGCAGCGGCGGAACUACCAGCCGCGCUGGCGGGGCGAGUACCUGAUGGACUACGACGGCAGCCGGCGCGGCCUGGUGUGCAUGGUGUGCGGGGGCGCGCUGGCCACGCUCAAGGUCAGCACCAUCAAGCGGCACAUCCUCCAGGUGCACCCCUUCUCCAUGGACUUCACGCCGGAGGAGCGCCAGACCAUCCUGGAGGCCUAUGAAGAGGCGGCGCUGCGCUGCUACGGCCACGAGGGCUUCGGGCCGCCCGCCCCGGCGCCGCGCGACGGCGGCGCGGACCUCAAGGCGGGCGCCGUGUGCCGGGCGUAGGGGACGCGCGGGGCGGUCCCGCCCUGUGCCCCGCCAGUCCUCAGGCUGGGAGACUGUUCCCGCGAGCCCGGCCGCGGCCGCUGCCCCCCGCUGGCCGGGCCGGGCGGAGACUGGGGACUGGGUGGGGUCGCCAGCUUCCGCUCGGUGCCACAGGGCCCCUGGAGCGAGUCGGCGAGCUGCAGGAAGCGCCCUCUCCCUUCGGACCCGGGGCCCCGGCCUCUCUGUACAGGGCCGCACGUUUCCGGAGAAGCCACCGCGGCCUCCGAGCUUUUGCAAGGAGGGCUGGAAGCCUGCGUCCGGCCGCCUCCCGCGGGGCGAUCCUACGCCAGGCCGGGACGCGGGCGCCGACAGUCAGUAUUAGGGCCCUGCGGGGGCGAGGCGGGCUGGCCGCGGCGGCUCCUUUCCCCGGCCUGGGGCCCAGCUUUUUGUGGCGUUGCACGCCUGCAGGCAUAGCUCCAGGUCGGGGGCGACUGCUGCCCGGGCCUUCGUAUUUUCCGCGGCUCGGAGGCCGGGACUGCGGGCGGGGGCGGGGAAGGCGUGCGAGACCGCCGGCGGGCGGCCAGGGUCGGGGCGGGGUUGGGGCGGAGCUGGGCCGGGACCCGCCUGCCCGCCCCUGCCACGCCUGCCGGCCCGGGAUCUUGUAAAGGGAUCAGCACUUUUUUUUUUCUUUUUUUUUUUUUGCUCCUCUCUCCUUCUCCGGGGACCUCCAUUUACCCGUAAGCUCGUCUGGGGCUCCUGCUUCAGCGCCCCCUGGGUCUGAGCCCGGGGCACUGGAGGUCCCGGCAGCUGGCGUUAUAUUCUCGUCUCACACUCCCGUAUCCCCCAAUCCCGUCCCCUUUGUACGCGGUGGACGCGCCAGCCAUUCUCCCCUUUCUCAGCUCCCAGGGCCUGGGGCCGGGCCUCAGCCUUCCUUUCCUAACCCGCGGCGGCGCCGGGCCCUGUGGGGCCGGGAAGGGGCCCCGCGAUCUCCCAGGCAGGUCCGAGAGGGAUGUGUAGAUUCAUUCUCCUGUGGAGAACAGGUGGCCCCGAGAUCAGGCCCUUUUUGCUCUUUGUAUUUUAUUUUGAAACUGUAUUUAAUGCUUUUAUAUGAAAGGGAGGGGCGGGGAGAGAGCUGUCCCAGUCACCCUUAUGUGCAAAUGUCUUAUUUAUUAUGCGUGUAUCAGAGAUAAGCUGUGAGGUGGUGGAGGAGGGACCUAAGACAAGGAGGAGCGAGAAGAGGCGGGAUGGAAGGACCCCAAACACCCCACACUAACGCGUGGCUCUCCAGGCCCGUCCUCUGGGCCCCAGCGUCUGCUUUACACAGGCCAGGCCCGGUCCUUCUUCUUAGAACCUGAGGUGGGUGGGGUCACCCGGUGGGACUUGAGGGCUGGGGCUGGAGGGGGUUGGGCUCUGGCACCUGGGCCCAGGGGCGCUUUGAGUGCGUGGGAAAGCAGCGAGUAAAGAAGCCCUUUCUUCAAUCCCAGCGUCCUCCCCCGCCUCCCAGGCCAGAGCCCAAGGUUCAAGUGCCUCAGGCCCAGUCCCAACGACUCUUCCUGAUUGGGAAUUGGAUUUUAUACCAGAUUUUUAUAGCAUUUUUAUAUAAUUCAAGAUGGUCAGAGUUGGAAAGACCUUGGAGAUCAACUAGUACCCGCCUCCCAACCCCUUUCACAGUUCCAUAAAAGUGAAGCCCAGAAACGGAAAUCACACAGCCAGGUAGAAAUAGUGUAAGAACUAGAAUAGAAAUCUCAACUCCCAAUUCAGUGUUUGCACUACACCAAUACUGCCUCCCAAUCUAUGGUGAGUUACUCAAAUAACUCUCCAUUAGGCCUGCCAAAGAACGGCACUUGCCAGGGGCUGCAGGCCACUGCCGUGCUGUAGUGGCCUCCUGGGGAUGGCCAAGAACUGCACGUGGGAUGAGUAUUGUCAGGGCAGCUCUCGCCAACACGGGCUUCCGCGGGACAGUGCAGACAAGUCUCCUCCCUCAGAUCCAGGAGGGGCUGUGUGCUGCCUGCCCUGAGGCCUCCCUCGUAGGACGGGGGCUCUGACGGGUUCCUUAUCCAUGCUGCCAGGGAUUCAGGAAAUACUGCCGUUGUCAGUUGACUGAAAAGUGAAUUUCCAGUGUGCUUGACCCUCCAGGGUCUUUGAGACAGUAUUAGAAGUUUGACAACACGGAUUACAGGGCUACCUGGCUGGGCACUGCCAUUCUUUUAUUUCCCUUCAUGUACAUUUUCAGAUCCAGAAUGAGUAUUCCACCACUCCUGCUACUCUGCCUGUUCAAAAACAGUAGGCAAAUCCGGGCAACCUAUUACGGUCACCCAAGCCCACUGCCGAAGUUCAGGUAAGCUAGGGCAGAGAGCAGGUCAGGAAUGGUUUUUCCUCUCAAUAGGGAGGACAGGAGUGGAUGUCUGCAUGGAGAGGCAGCCACAAGCACUUCAGUGGUUUUCAAAGUGUGGCCACUAGACCAGCAACAUCACAUUAGGAACUUAUUACAAAUGCAAAUCUUUAGGGCCCUCACCUCACUGAAUCAGAAUGGGUGGGGCUCAGCAAUCAUUUUGACAAGGCUCCUAUCAUCUUGCACAGGCGGUCUAAGUACCAGUGACCUAGGAAGUGCCACUGUAGUGAUUCCUGCUUCAUGGUUGUGCCCUCAUGAGGUUGGGCGUUAGGGACUAGGUGGUCCCCAUCUCUAGGUGUGCCUCCUCCUCGCCUUGUGAGUCAAAUGCAAACAGAUGAAGUUUCUUCAUGAAUUUUUUAAUGGUAUGCUUGCUAUUAUGGCCAAUAUGUAAAUGUUACUCUGAAUACGUAUUUAUGUACCAUGUUAGUGACAUUAUUCAAACAUUUGUAUGUGUAUUUGUGAAGUUGUUUGCAUCCAUUUUUUUAAUUACUAAGUUUUCUAAGAGGUUAUGUUGAAAAAAAAUUUUAAUCCAGCUUGAGGGUCAUAGGCAGCCUUAGUUUUGGGGAAGAGCAAAUCUGAGGGGACAAAUUCUUUCAGCAAAGACCUGAUGGAUUUACUUUCCAUUUUCUAUGGUGACUGGCAAUUUAAGUGCAUUGUGGCUGUGUUUGAUUUGUAGGCUGCUUCGUGUCGCAGGCAGGGAACCUUCCUAGGUUGGUGUGAGGCUGAACUGGGCUAACAGACCCCUCUGGCCCCUUCCUAGCUUUAUAAUCUUUCUCCUAAGGUCACCUCUUAGAGGGCCUCGUAUUUUCUUUCAGAAACCAAAUGCACAGCUUUGCUCUGUAACAAAUUCUGCAACCUUGGGACUCAUUACCAGUAUCAACUAUCAGUUGCUUUUCAAAGCCUCAGAAGUGGAGUGGGGAUGGGGGCCAGGGGAAGCCUUGUUUGGUUUGUUCUUCACCCAAAAUGUGUAUAAAAAAUAAAGUUAGAAUGACACCACA